Osmia bicornis bicornis is the source of this 651-nucleotide messenger RNA. RefSeq names its product protein DDI1 homolog 2-like. Gene Ontology annotation, biological process: proteolysis. The record is from RefSeq and is a predicted model, not a curated record. Lineage: Eukaryota; Metazoa; Arthropoda; Insecta; Hymenoptera; Megachilidae. Gene Ontology annotation, molecular function: aspartic-type endopeptidase activity. The transcript has a single exon. The coding region runs from base 1 to 651 and encodes 216 amino acids.
AUGUUCCCUGAUCUCAGAGAAGAGCUCACGCGAGCCAACCAGGAGGUGCGACACCCGGUCGCGAUAUAUCGCAGCCCCGAGAUUCGAACGCGCGUUAACGGCAUUCCUGUGGAUGCCCUCGUUGAUACCGGAAGCACAGUGACGGCGAUGUCUGACACGUGGUACGAAGCGAACUCCGAAACCCUGAAGGAUUGUCCGACCCUCCCAAUAACCGGCAGUUUCGUAGUCGGUGUCACGGGAUCGAGGUCCGAACGUCUGAAAAGGCAGGUUUUCGUCGAGAUGCGCUUUGGAAGCGUGCAGUUCUCCGCGCCUACGGUAGUCGUACCCGGGAUGGUACAGGAUUUUAUUAUCGGUGUAGACACGCUACGGUCCCUCGCGAUCACGAUAGAUUUCGGGCGAGGAGCGUUAUGCGUACCUACCGAGGAUGGGGCCGAAAAGGUCCCACUCCUCACGAGUCGGAACGAACCCGUCGACGAGCCGGACGAGGAGGCCGUUAUGGUGUUCGAACCGGCGACGACCGCGGAACCGACCCCGGACCCUGGCGAUCCAGGAUUACGAUCUAGAGAUUCGGCAUUGUCCCGGGAAGGACAACGUGGUCGCGGAUUGUCUCAGCCGUCUAGAUUGGAGGGAGGGGGACUCACACUCGCGUAG